Messenger RNA from Aricia agestis (brown argus), 1462 nucleotides. RefSeq names its product zinc finger protein 354B-like. The coding region runs from base 162 to 1418 and encodes 418 amino acids. Gene Ontology annotation, molecular function: zinc ion binding. Gene Ontology annotation, cellular component: nucleus. The transcript is spliced from 2 exons. The record is from RefSeq and is a predicted model, not a curated record. Lineage: Eukaryota; Metazoa; Arthropoda; Insecta; Lepidoptera; Lycaenidae.
UUGUUUUCAAGAUUGAAUAUAAACGAUUUCGGAUUUUAGAAUCUUUUUUAGGCCUUGCACUUGAAAAUAGUCCUCAACAAGACAACAAGUUACAAUGAACAACAAAAUCAAAUAUAGUAAGAAUAGUUUUUAAUUUAUAAAUUCAAUAUUUUUGAAGUAAAAUGGAAGAUAUCCAAGACUGUUGCAGGAUUUGUUUAGAUGUUGAGACAAAACACGUAUCAAUAUUCGAGGACUCUCUGUUGCCACUGCAAAUUAAAUCAUGCCUCCCUAUAAGUGUCGAAGAAAGCGAUAAAUUACCAAAAACAAUUUGCGAAUCAUGCGUCUCGCAGUUGAACGAUUUUUACAACUUCCAACUGAACGCGCGGUGUUCAGAUGAUUGGCUCCAGUCGUCUAUACAAAAGUCGGCUAAGAAUACACCGGAGAAGUCUGUCAUACAGCCCCUGCCAGACUCUGAGUACAACUCCGACUCUCUAUUGGAGUUUCUAAACAACACUGCCAAUAUUGAGGAAUACCUAAACAAUCUGGGAAAAGAAGACAUUCCUUGUAUCGUUAAUAUGUUGGACAAAACCGAAUCCAGUGAUCCGAGUAGAUUAAACAUUAAAACAAAGCUACCCAGUCCCAAGAAGAAAACAAUGAGCACAAUGGCCAUGGAUAUUGACAUUUUGGAUUCCGACAAACAUAUAGUCAAGGAGCUUUUAAUGAAGGAACCAAAGAAGUUAAAAUCGGACAAAUUAUGUUAUGGGUGCAAAACAAAGUUUGAUAAUGUUGCAAAACUGUCUAAACACAUAGGAACUUGUGAUGUCGCUGUGAGGACUUGUGUACAGUGCAAUAAGGUUUUUGAUUCGAAAAUUAAGUUAGAGCAACAUUCUACGAUACAUUCUAAUUCAUCAGAAAAACCUUCAUCACUUUUGAGGUGUGUUUUUCUGUGUAAGCAAUGUGGGGAGACUUUUGGUAACCAUUUCGAGCUACUCAAGCAUGCGAAACAACAUGUGGUAAAGUCCUAUGAAAAGAUUUGUGACAUUUGCACCCACACAUUUAUGGGGGAUGAGGCACUGGCUAAGCAUAGGAAAGAAGACCAUGAUAAACCUGCUAAAAUACUUUACAGAUGCAAGGUAUGCUGUUAUACAACUGUGGAUCGUAGACACAUGUACCUACAUGUGUCCAGGCAUGCGCAGGUGAGGGAGCCCAAUCGUCAUCUAUGUGAGACCUGCGGCCAGAGUUUUGCCACCCAAGCAACAUUGUUGCGCCACUCUCAGCAACACAGCAAGAAGGGACAUCAGUGCAAAGUUUGCAGCAAAUUAUUCUCAAACAAACAAGUUCAUGAUAAUCAUUUAUUAGAACAUACUGAGAUGGUCAUGUGUGAAAAAUGUGCUGAGAGCGUCCCAAGCUCUGAGUUAUCUAAGCAUAAUUGUGUUUAAGGUUGGGUUGCACCAACUAACUUUAACUAUAACUACAGUGCAAA